Messenger RNA from Scaptodrosophila lebanonensis, 4930 nucleotides. Its product is annotated as probable phospholipid-transporting ATPase IIB. The record is from RefSeq and is a predicted model, not a curated record. Gene Ontology annotation, biological process: retrograde vesicle-mediated transport, Golgi to endoplasmic reticulum; endocytosis; phospholipid translocation. The transcript is spliced from 6 exons. Gene Ontology annotation, molecular function: ATPase-coupled intramembrane lipid carrier activity; magnesium ion binding; ATP binding. Gene Ontology annotation, cellular component: plasma membrane; endosome; trans-Golgi network. The coding region runs from base 954 to 4754 and encodes 1266 amino acids. NCBI's taxonomy places the organism in Eukaryota, Metazoa, Arthropoda, Insecta, Diptera, Drosophilidae.
UAACAAAUUGACAAAACUAUUGCUUAAAAAGGCCUGUAAACAACAUUAAAGUAUUAUAAAAUGUUUAAACAAAAAGUAGCACUAAAUUGUGUGUGAUGUGUUUAAAAACAAAAUGUGAGCAUUGAUGACGCGAGUGUUUUGUGCGCUGCAUUGGUAUUUGUUUUGCAGCCUAGAGUUUUCAUUAAUUAAACUUAAAGCGUCGAAUUGUUGUCGUUGUUGCUUGUGCUCAUAGCUAAGUGGCAGCCGAGCCGGCAUGAUACUCAAUUAAAUAAUAACAGAUGCUGCUCUAUCAAUUGAGAACGAUGUACAUAUGUACGCCCGUAGCGUGUGUUGUUGGUGUUAUGCUGCAAUUAGCGCUAUAAAUAAAAGUGUUGGUAGAAUUUACUAUGUGUGCAUAAAUAUUUAUUACAAAAGUAACCAGAAGUUGGCAAUAAAAGCCUGAUAAGAACGGCGCAAGUUAGGCAGCACGUUUUGCUUGGCCAACACCGACACACACCCACACUCGUGUUUAAAUAAAUUCAAAUAAACAGCUCAAGAAAGUGCUCAACUUAAAUAUUUACAGCAGUUAUAAGUGCAUUAGUCAGAGGUAGUGGCAGUUUGAUGAAAACGUGGCAAAGCGUCACGGUGUGUUCGAAAAAAUAAGAAUUGCUAUACAAAGAGAGAUCGCCAGGUGUGUGCAGAUAUAUAGAUCUAACCAUAAAAUAAAUAUGGCGUAUAAAAAUAGUUCAUAGUCGCAGAUAUUAUUGGAAAAGCAGCGACAUCGACUGCUAAACAAAACUGCUAGGCAUAAAUUAAAAUCAAAUAUAGGCAUAUUGCAAAAUCAAGACAAGAAGAGCGUAGCGAAGAGCAGGAGCCAACAAACAUCAACACAGGCAGGCACACCUGUAUAAACUGCAACACCUCAGCAGGCAUAAAGAGCACUCUCUCCCACACCAUCUCUCUCUUUCUUCGCGAUGGCUGAUAACGAGUUGCCGUUGCGCGAUUUCGACGAAGAGAGCGAUGAAACAGACUCUGAAACGGAAUUACUCAUACGCCACACUGGCGGUGGCAGUGAGAAUGUUGUUGGCAGCGGCGUCGGCGGCGGCAGCGUCGUCAUUGGCUCCAGCAACAGUAGCAACAACAACAAGCAAAGACGACGUCGCAAAAGCUCAACUGGUUACGGAGGCGUCGGCGGUAUCAGCAGCGGUGGCGGCAGCAGCAGUGGCGGUGGCUUUCUGGGCAAUCUCUUUGGCCACAGUCUUGGCUCUGCCUCCGGCCAGAUACGUUAUAGAAAUGAGCGAAGUCGCGAGCGCGCGAAAUAUUCGAACAGCAAUAACGGCAGUGCAGUGCGAGACAUUAACUCGACCAAUAUUACGGGCAAACUGGCGCAACUAACGCAAACGGGCGGCGUUGCAGGUAUCGCCAUUGGCGCCGAUGCACUGUCCGAUAUUGGCAAUGCGGGCGUAAAUGGUGCCAAUCCGAGCGUCCUAACCGUAUCCGAUCCCGAAAAUGGGGCAACCACCGUCUUCUAUCAGAAUAAUCGGCGACGCAGUAAAAGUCGCAGCAUCGGCAAUGUGUUCAAAAUGUGUUUGUGCAGCUGUUGGCGUCGGUGGUUCCGGCCACGGGAGUUACGGGCACGAACUGUUAAUCUGGGCCGGCCGAAUACGGAGAAGUUCCCGGCAAAUGAGAUACGUAAUCAGAAAUACAAUUUCCUCACGUUCCUGCCGUUGGUUCUCUUCGAGCAGUUUCGUUUCUUCCUGAAUCUCUACUUCCUGCUGAUGGCACUGUCCCAGUUCAUACCGGAAAUACGUAUCGGUUACCCCUACACGUAUUGGGGUCCCCUGGGCUUUGUCCUGAUGGUGACUAUUUGUCGCGAGGCUGUGGAUGAUUUGCGCCGGCAUCAGCGGGAUCACGAGGUGAAUUCACAGAAGUACAAGCGUUUGGUGCCGCCCCAAACGGGGCAUGGCAGUGGCUUCGAAUUGGUGCCCUCCUCCAAGCUAAAGGUGGGCGAUGUCAUUGUGGUGGAGAAGAAUGAACGUGUGCCGGCAGACUUGAUUCUGUUGCGCACCAGCGAUCGUGGCGGCUCAGUAUUUGUGCGCACAGAUCAGUUGGAUGGCGAGACAGAUUGGAAGCUGCGUCUGGCGGUGCCAUUCACACAGAAACUGAGUCGAGAUGCGGAACUGUAUAACAUUGAUGCGAGCUUCUAUGUGGAGAAGCCGCAAAUCGAUAUACACAGUUUCAUUGGCACCUUCUGCAUGACGGAUGGAAGCGAAGACACUGGCCUCAAUGUGGAGAACACGUUGUGGGCCAACACUGUUGUGGCAGCGGGCACAGCUACCGGCAUUGUUAUCUACACCGGCUGUGAGACGCGCAGUGUGAUGAACAAUUCGCAACCACGCUCUAAGGUGGGAUUGUUGGACAUGGAGAUCAAUGGACUGACCAAGGUGCUUUUUGGCGCUGUGCUGGGCUUGUCGCUUGUCAUGAUGAUGCUGAAAGGCUUUGGAGGUCCCUGGUAUCGCUAUAUGUUCCGUUUUGUGCUGCUCUUCAGCUACAUCAUACCGAUUAGUCUGCGCGUGAAUCUCGACAUGGGCAAGGCCUUCUAUUCGUGGCAAAUGCAGAACGACAAAGGAAUUCAUGGCACUGUGGUGCGUUCCACAACAAUACCCGAGGAAUUGGGUCGCAUCUCGUACGUGCUGACAGAUAAGACUGGCACGCUAACGCAAAAUGAAAUGGUCUUUAAGAAAAUCCAUCUGGGCAUUGUAUCGCACGAUGCGGACACUUUUCAUCACAUUGGACAGAUCAUACAGAAACUGUCGGCAAACAUAUCGCAACAGCACAGCAGCAGUGGCUCGGCAUCGAGCAGUUCGGCUGAAUCUCACAAGCCCGUAAUGUUUACGGGCAAUCGGAUGCGGCGUCCGGAGGGCUGGCGUGAAUGGGAGGCUGUGCGGGCGCUGGCCUUAUGCCACAAUGUCACGCCAGUGAGCGAUGAGGAGGACAAUUGCUCCGUUUCGACAUCAUCGACGGCAACCGGCGGCAACAACUCGCCCAUAAAAUCUGUGAUUAACAUUGAGGCGCCCGGCUCUACGACCACCGAACAUCAAUAUCAGGCAGCAUCUCCCGAUGAAAUAGCACUCGUAAAAUGGACGGAACAGGUGGGACUCACACUCAUCGCUAGAGAUAUCAACACCAUGACGCUGCAGGUGAAAACGGCCUGCGAAGAGAAUGACAUAUUGCUGCACUAUCAAAUACUGCAGAUGUUUCCCUUUACCAGUGAGAGCAAACGCAUGGGCAUCAUUGUCAAGGACUCAAAGUCGGGUGAAAUAACUUUCUAUUUGAAGGGAGCCGAUGUCGUUAUGUCCAGCAUUGUGCAGUACAAUGAUUGGCUGAGCGAAGAGUCUGGGAACAUGGCUCGCGAGGGUCUGCGUACGCUGGUCGUGGCCAAGAAAGUGCUGACAGAGGAGCAGUACAAUGACUUUGAGAUGCGCUAUAAUGCGGCGCGUCUGAGUAUAACAGAUCGUGUGGCUAAGGUCGCAUCUAUAGUCGAAUCUCUGGAGCGCGAAAUGGAACUACUCUGUCUCACUGGCGUCGAAGAUCGCCUGCAGGAGGGCGUUCGCCCCACCCUCGAGAUGCUGCGCAAUGCCGGCGUGCGUGUUUGGAUGCUCACUGGCGAUAAGCUGGAGACAGCCUGCUGCAUUGCCAAGUCGUCGCAGCUAAUAGGUCGCAAUCAGGAGCUACACGUGCUGCGCACAGUAAAGACGCGCACGGAUGCGCAUGAGGAACUGAAUAAGUUCCGGCGCAAGCAGGGCAAUGCGCUCGUCUUAUCCGGUGAGUCGUUGGAGGUUUGUCUGCAGUAUUAUCGACCCGAGUUCCUCGAGCUGGCCACCGCCUCCCCAGCCGUCGUUUGCUGUCGCUGCUCGCCCACCCAGAAGGCGCAGGUCGUGCAGCUCAUACAAAAGUACACCGGCAAGCGAACCUGUGCUGUGGGCGAUGGUGGCAAUGAUGUGAGCAUGAUACAGCAGGCGGACGCUGGUGUGGGCAUUGAGGGGCGCGAGGGACGACAGGCUUCGUUGGCCGGCGAUUUCAGCAUUCCACAGUUUUCGCACAUUUCCAAACUGCUCUUAAUACACGGCCGACGCAGCUACAAACGUUCUGCGGCGCUCUCACAGUUCGUGAUACAUCGUGGUCUCAUUAUAACUACACUUCAGGCCGUCUUCUCGGCCGUGUUUUAUCUGAGUUCUGUGGCGCUGUAUCAGGGUUUCCUCAUGGUGGGAUAUUCAACGCUUUACACCAUGUUCCCGGUGUUCUCAUUGGUACUGGAUCAAGACAUCACAUCAGAGACGGCUGUCACGUAUCCGGAGCUGUACAAGGAUCUGGCGAAGGGACGCAGUCUCAGCUAUAAAACGUUCUUUAUUUGGGUGCUGGUCAGCAUUUAUCAAGGCGGUGUCAUUAUGUAUGGCGCGCUUAUAUUAUUUGUCGACGAGUUUAUACACAUUGUGGCCAUCAGUUUUUCGGCCUUGAUUCUAACUGAACUGAUUAUGGUGGCCCUAACCGUGCGCACGUGGCACAGACUGAUGGUGCUAGCAGAGCUAUUCAGCUUGGCCCUCUAUCUCAUCUCGCUUGCUGUUCUGCACGAGUAUUUUGACUGGGAAUUCAUUUGGUCGUACGACUUCCUGUGGAAGGUGUCCCUCAUCACGGUGGUUUCCUGCUUACCUCUGUAUAUAAUUAAAUUCUUGCGCAAAAAAUGUUCGCCGCCUUCGUACUUGAAACUCUCCUAAGCUGCAAAGCUCCUCGUACAUUUAUCCCUCUCUCCCCUAUCGAUUAUUCACUUCAAAGUCAACCAAUAUAUUUGUAUUUAUAUCCCUCCCACGCCCACCUUACAGACACGCCUUCUUUUGCCGCACACACAAACUGAAAUACCCAAACGUGAUAUAAAGUUUAAAUAUGUUUGCUA